Molecule: messenger RNA, 1995 nt
Organism: Trichoderma harzianum CBS 226.95
Lineage: Eukaryota; Fungi; Ascomycota; Sordariomycetes; Hypocreales; Hypocreaceae
Exons: 2
Coding region: 1-1995 (664 amino acids)
Molecular function (GO): ATP binding; ATP hydrolysis activity
Source: RefSeq, a predicted model, not a curated record
AUGUCUUCUACCGACGCAGCCAUAGCCUUGGUGAUCCCCAAGGAGGAGCCGUCUUCUGUUGUCACAAAACUCUACCAGCAAGGCUUCGUCCACUGGUCGCAGUUUGACUCGGAAGAAGACCACCAGGUUGCACUGGAGAAACAGAUGACCCAGAUGCCCAUUGUCCACCGUUUUAUUCACUGUGGCACUUCUUGGAUCACCGAAUCCUUCACCAUCAACAGUCCCUUCAUGCGCAAGAUCCUUCUAGAGGUCCUCGAAAACUAUCAAGACCUCGAUCUGGAAUGCGAGAACUGGACUUUCCGCUCUCCUUACAUACCUCUCGUCCAUCGAUGGCAGCGACUGCAGGACUUUUGCCAGAGCACUUCGAACCCUGAAUUGAGCAAGGCUGGCCAGCAGCUGAUCGAAUUUCUACUUCCCAUUGUUGGCCCUUCAGUCAAUUCUCUCGAGCAGACUCGCCUCACGGGAAAAGUUCAGUUUGACUUCCUCUGGCAGAUCUUUCCUCCUGGAGAGCUUGUCAUGACCAAGAUGUACGGGCAGGACGCCAUUUGCCGCGUUCUCAAGCACCACAAGGUUGAAGAAAGCUACUCCUGCCCCGCAUAUUGGGUCAUUGAUAUGGAAUAUGUCGAUUGGAACGGUGACAAAUGCGGUUAUACGACGAUGAAGACCAAGAUUGGUGGCUACGAUGGCUAUCGCCGAGCUCAUUUGCUUCCCACCUGGCCGAUUUCCUUUGAUUGCGACCCGGAUGCGAUCAAGGCUAAAAUGAUUGCCCGCGGUCGUCAGUUUGAGGAGUUGAGGACAUAUCACUUCAUGCAGUACGAAGGUCGGAAGAUUGUUACGAGAGGCAAUGCAAAGGAAGAAGAACCAGCUUCCGGUCGGGUUGUUGUCGAUGCUUUUGCCUACUACGCCAGCUGCAAAGUAGUCAAGCCAAACCUCCGCCCUCUCGAUUCCGAAGAAAAGCCCAAGGCAGACGAAUCCAGCGAAGACGAAGAUGGUUACAAAGUCCGACGCCCCCGCCGCCGCUCCGACGCAAGCACCAGCAGCUCGUCCUCCGAGGAAGAAGCUGCCAUUGACGAGCUCAAACUCACAGUCAAGAGUUCUGAGACGAAGUUGGAGCGCAAGGAAGAUCUCACUCCUCUUACCGACGAGCAGUGCCUCCUUUGCACGCCGUGGGUCAACGGCUUCGAUCUCAAGGCCAAGGAGUGGGGUUUGUUCCUCGUGGAGAAGAUGAAGGAUAUCGUCUGGAAUGAUGAUGCUUUCUCGAACUUGGUCCUUCCUGGUGAUGAGAAAGAGCUUGCUUGGUCGUUUAUCGACAACAAGAACUUUGCAAACUCAGACUUUGACGACUUUGUCACCGACAAGGGUCGCGGCAUUAUUAUCCUUAUGUUUGGUCCCCCAGGCGUUGGAAAGACGUACACGGCUGAGGCAGUGGCAGAGAAGGGCCGAGUUCCUCUGUAUGCAAUGAGUGCCGGCGCUCUAGGAACCAAGCCAAAUGAGGUCGAAGCAUCUUUAGACCGAGCUCUUGAACUCUGUCGUCUCUGGAACGCAAUGCUGCUCCUCGACGAGGCAGACGUGUUUCUAAGCGCACGAAAGGAAGACACUCUCGCACGCAACGAGCUAGUCUCCAUCUUCCUGACCAAGCUCGAAUACUACCAGGGCAUCCUCUUCUUGACCACCAACCGCGCCUCGAGCCUCGACCAUGCUUUCCAGUCUCGCGUCGAUCUCUUCCUUCCAUACAGCGACCUCACCACGACCGCCCGCCGCCAAGUCUGGCAGAACUUCAUCGAGCGUGCCGGCGGCGAGACACGAUUCAAAGUUGCCGAGGAAGACUACGAUCAACUUGCAGAGUUGAGGCUGAAUGGGCGUGAGAUCAAGAAUUUAAUCAAGAGCGCUCGACUGUUGAACAUGAAGAGCGGACAACCUGUUACGACUGCUCGACUGGCUCAGUUGGCAGAGAAGAGAAUCACGGCAAUGGAGAUGCUGAAUGGAGAAGUGUAA